Penicillium cosmopolitanum is the source of this 3030-nucleotide messenger RNA. RefSeq lists its product as uncharacterized. Gene Ontology annotation, biological process: DNA replication initiation. Lineage: Eukaryota; Fungi; Ascomycota; Eurotiomycetes; Eurotiales; Aspergillaceae. The coding region runs from base 1 to 3030 and encodes 1009 amino acids. Gene Ontology annotation, cellular component: DNA replication preinitiation complex. The transcript has 4 exons. The record is from RefSeq and is a predicted model, not a curated record.
AUGACUGCGCAAGCGCAAGCCCUCGCGCUCCCAGGCGUCCUGGACCCCCUCAGUUCCUCGACACUGAACAAACUCCACGAAACAGGCCAACGACCGAGUAAGAAGCGGAAAUUUGUGUCAGAAGGUGCCGGCAAUGCUGCGGGUCAGCUUGCCACUACCUCGAUUGUUAUUCGCGCCCAUGCAGCUUCCUUAUCAGACAACCCCUUAGUUCUCGAUCCGAUUGUCGCUCUUCCCCGAUCUCGAUUUCCGCUUUCCUGGAUUGACGACGCGUCGUCUUCGCGCCGCUCCGAUUUACAGCCUGGUGGAGGCCUGUUCGUGGCCGAUAUCCCCGCACUGGAAAAUGAUUUACGGCCAAGGCCAAGGGUGGGCGUGGAACAGACCGUUCUUGUCGUCCGGUUGGUGGACGAGGGAGCGAUUUAUGUUGUUGAGAGGGUGAAGAGGGGAAUCUACUCGUUAGCUAGGCUUGCGAGGUGGGUUCAUGAGGGUGAUAUCGUUGUUGCGGCGAAGGGGUGGCAGGGUAAUGAGGAUAUUGAGAUGGAUGUGGAUAUGGAGACCGAUGGGGAGAGUGAAGACUGCAGUCUUCCGGAUCCGCUUAAUUGGUGGCAGGCUGCUCAGAUCGAGGAACCUCAUUCGGAUCUGGGGUUGGGAGACGAUUUUGCCGGUUUGAGGGUCGAUAUGGUUUUUGGUCAGCCCGAGGUUGAUGUCUUCCAGGCUGAACCUUCGUUCGUGGAUGAUAUCGCGUCUCGCAGUCUGUCUCGUGGCCAGUCUCUUGUGCAGCCAUCGCAGAGUGCGGCUCACGAUGAUGUCUUCUAUACGCCCUUGGAGUCACAGCUCAAUGCCGAGGCAAUGGAUGUCGACCGUGCUGUUGAUCAUACCGAAGGUGAUGCGAAGCAAACACCGGCUGAGCUGCUUGAAGGAAUGAGGGAUCAUUAUCUGCAGGCUCUUUACAUUUCUAAGACAUCUCUUGCCUACUUCGCCAAAGGCCCUCUCACGCGCUGUCGAACUGCCUUUCAAACGUCUGCCAUUGAAGGCUCCCACUCGCCCGCCGAUCUUGUAGAAUUCUACCGAGAGGCUAUCCUUGCCGCCAAGAAGAUGGAUCUGAAAUUCAGAGAAUCUGUUCCAGCUGCUAUGCGUGAUGCGGUGCUAGCCCUAUCUGAUAACGAAGGCACCGGGGCAUCCAAGAAAAGGAAGAGUAAGAAGAAGAAGAAGAUCGGCAAGAAUGGCUUAUAUCCUGAGGAGGAUAGCUUCAUUCACAAAUGGUGGAAGGAUCGCAGCAUGGCAGAAUUCUCAACACAUGAAGGUGCUCGAGAAACAGAGACAAAGAAACAAGUUUCCGAUUUGCGUCUUCGGGAAACGCAGUUGCAGAUUUUACUCAUUCUGGAGGUUUUGUCGUUGGAGUCAACACCCACUGAAGCUAAAAACAAGCCGAAAGAUGGAGACAUGGAAGUAGCCAGCGAAGAGAAGGCCGCUUCAAAGAAAACCAAAGCUAAAAAGGCACAAGACCUUAAUGUGCUUCUUGAACUGCAUCUUGAUCGCCUGUGCAUCUGGCAUGCUGUCAGUAUGGAGGACUCGACCGGCGUGGAAUCGGCCAAGACAUCGUCUUUUAGCGAGAACCACAUGUCCGGCAAGAAGGUAGAGAGUGAUGCGGUUCGCGACUUUUGCACCGAAGUCAUCAUUCCAUUCUAUGCAUCACGCCUACCUGACAAGUGCAAGCUUAUCACACGGAAAUUCGGAGUUUCUGGUGGAAUCUCCCCCGUCGCCAAAAAGGCCCAGUCGUCGAAUAAAAGCCGCGUGGAAGCUGGCGCAGAAGUCAAGCGCCAACAGCCAGCACCGAAAUCUCGGCGCUCUUUGCAGCGGGUACUUACAGAUGAAAAGGCUGCGGCAUCUCGGAAUGGAGCCCCAUCACUGCAUCGAUCGAAGACAGCUCCAUCGAAGCAAGAAUCGAACCGCGACUCAAUGGAGCCUCUUCUACCACACCACCUGAGCGGUAGCGUCCGAGGUGGCAUUCAACAGGCGAAACGACGAGAUAACCGCGAAGUUGAUCUCGAUGCUGCUGCACGCCAACACGAGACCAAAUUGCGUAAGGUACAGAUGCUUGUUGACCAAAAGAAGGAACUCGAUGCUGCAAUUCAUGCCCUGCGCAAGCCAAAUCGUGAGCUUGUGGCAAAGGAUAUUGCUGAGGACGCUGUGAAAAGAGUUCCCACCGGUGGCAGCGCACGCAAAUCGAAGAACCCUGUUCGUAAUCCAUUUGGCGAGGGCGUCCAGGUCAUGGCUACACCUCGUGGAAAUCGCAAGAGAGAUGCAGUAGUCGGUAUGCCACCACUGCCUCGCAGUCUCGCGCCGUCUCGUUCCUAUGCGGGUGAAAUGCCAGAUCAAUCACUAGAAGAAUCACCUGUGAUGAUUCCUUCUUCGAGUCAGCGGGCCACUUCAUUUUCAGGCCCCGAUGCAAACCUGUUCAGUUCCCGCCGCACAACAACUACCAGUGGCAUCAAGCGACCUGCUCCAUCAGCUGAACUUGGCUCUAUACAAGAAACUCCGACCCGACCAUCUUCCAAACUCUUAUUCGACGGCGAUAAGAAUGCCACCUCAACAGAUCCGGACGAUCUACUCUCAAAGUCAUCCAGAGGGAAAGGUCUCUUCCUAGUCCCUAACCUACCAGCACCUCGUUCCACUGCCGGCGAUCUCACAGCAGAACCAAUGGCACCAUCAACACCCAUUUCAUCACGACACCAAGGAGAAAACCCAUCAUUCGUCCCCGGCUCAUCACCAUUAAUGGCCGACUCUAUUCAGAAUAACCACCCUUCGGGCGGGAUAAUGGAAACACCGCCGAGAAAACAGGGCACUCCCUUAAUAUCAUCCCGCUCCGUUCCAUUUCAAAUACCCAUUCAAACUCUCUCCACGAAACGCACUCGAGCGCCAUCUCCCCCGCCGUCACGAGGAGCUUCUACCGUGCCAGUCACGCCGGAGAAGUCCCAAUCAAAAUCCAUCUACGAACAAUUGGGCUGGGAUGAUGACGAUAUGGAUUUGUGA